AUGGGCCUCCGAGAUGACUAUACGGUCGGAUUGGUUUGCGCCCUGCCUUUGGAAAUGGCGGCAGCCAAGGCAAUGCUUGAUCGCAUUCACGCCGACUUACCUGCGGAUCCGAGUGUGAAUGACACCAACAGCUAUGUUCUUGGCAGUCUUCACGGUCAUAAUGUCGUACUCGCGUACCCGCCCUUUGGCGUGUAUGGAACCACCUCGGCUGCGGCCGUUGUCACGCAGAUGCGCGCAAGCUUUAAGUCAAUCCGGUUCAGCCUGAUGAUCGGCAUAGGGGGAGGAGUGCCAAGUACGAAGGAGGAUGUUCGUCUUGGCGAUAUUGUUGUAAGCAAACCGACGGGGGCCUGGCCGGGCCUCAUCCAGUACGAUUGCAAGCGGGAGGAGUGCGCGGAAGACCAAUCUUAUAGCGUCAAGACGUUGAAUCAGUUAUCGACUCUGUUCCUCACAGCCAUGCGCAAAGUCGAGACGAAUAAUAUCCUCGGUGAGACUCAAAUACCCCGUUACAUCUCUAAAAUUGCGCAGGAGGAACCCACCACUUUUGCCCAUCCAGGUCCAGAGCAUGACAUUCUCUUCGACUCGAAAUAUCUCCACAAUAUCACCAAGCACGCAGAGAACAGUUGGCGGAGGGUCAACGGUACCUGCGAAUGGCUUAUACGACAUCCCACCUAUCAAGAGUGGCUGGAAGGUGUCGAUUCACCACUUCUUUGGAUCUCAGGCGGCCCUGGAAAAGGGAAAACUAUGCUGGCCAUCUAUAUUACCGAGGAGUUACAUUCAGUGGUCGACUCGGGCCAAGGCGUUCUCCUUUAUUAUUUUUGUAGUAAUCGUGCCAGGAACCGGAACACGGCAGUGACCAUGAUGAGAGGCAUAAUACAUCAGUGGAUCAAUCUCCAUCCUCACUUGGCACAACAUAUUAGCGACUAUUUCGAAGGGUCUGAAACUAUCAAAUAUACCAUUUCUAGCUUUAUAUCCUUGUGGAGGCUUUUCCUGAUCCUACUUCGUCAGGCUGGCUCUUGUCAGGUGGUGUGUGUGUUGGAUGGCCUGGAUGAGUGCGAGAAGGAAUCUCUCAAGCAGCUUCUCGACGCCCUGGGAGACUAUCUCUUGGAAUCUGAGGAGAAACCAAUGUCAAGACUAAAGCUCAUUCUCCUUUCCCGGCCUCAGCCAGCGCUUUUGGAGAACAAGCUUGGCCGAUACCGUCGGAUCAAAAUUGACGACUCGGAUAUGGAAGUUGGGAAGGAUGUCGAGAAAUACAUCUCCGCCAAAGUUGCCGAACUAGCAUCAGAGCAAACACUUUCCGAGGAUAUGCUUCUGGAAGUUCGGGAGGCCUUGAUGGCCGGGGCUGAGGGGACCUUCUUAUGGGUCGGCUUUGUAGCGGAUGAGCUCAAGGGGAGGAGUUGGCGCAAAAUCAAGGACAUUCUUCGUGGCGUUCCCAAAGGCCUUGGCGGAAUUUACCGGCGAUUGCUUCAGCAAGUCGAAGACAAAGAGAAGCUAGUACCCAUCCUUCAAUGGAUUGUUCUCGCCGCCCGACCUCUCACAGUGGACGAACUGACAGCGGCGGGGGGCAUCAAGGAGUCUAAAGGCCUGGUGCCAACCGAAGUGAUGAAGGCCCGGCUUGCCUCAUGUGGGCUAUUGGUCAAAAUCGACGGAGAUGUAGUAAAUCUUGUCCACGAGUCGGCAAAGGAGUUCUUUCAGAGUGAUCAGGUCAAUGUUGAGGGGAUCAGCAUGUUCCACAUGAACAGCACCACCCAUCGGACUCUUAUGCGGACCUGCAUGACACUCAUAGAAGGGAGUUACAAAUCUCCCGGCAGUAUCAACGAAGCGUCUAGACAAAAUACCCUCUUGGCAUAUGCUAGCCUAUACUGGCCUGAGCAUUUCCGACACGCAUCUGAUCUGACCGAUGCCCCGUCUGAGUUUUCACGUCAGUUCUUCCGAGCAAAGUCUGCAGUUCGAGAGGAUUGGUGGAGAUUCUAUUGGGAUCAGGAGAGAUACGGCGGAGCCCCGCCCUCGUUCACGCUCUUGCAUCUGGCUGCGUACUUUGGCAAUGUCGCCUGGGCUAAGAUGCUGCUCAAACAGUAUGCCUCCGAUCACAAUUCCCUCCGCCGUCUCAUCUCACGAAAGGAUAAUUACGGCCGGACCUCACUUUUCUGGGCCGCCACCCGCGGCCACCGAGAUGUGGUAGAGUUGUUGCUCGAUCAUGGCGCCCGAGUCAAUUCUAAGGAUCGGAGCAAAUUGACCGCACUCCAUAUUGCCGUCACUGGAGAGCACAAGGACGUCGUGUCUUUGCUGCUGGACCGGUCCGCCCCGAUUGAGGCCAAAGCUAGCUACGGCGACACACCAUUGAUUCGAGCCAUCCAGGCGAAUUCCAAGGAAAUUAUUAAGCUGCUUCUUGAACACGGAGCUCGGGUAGAUGGAUUACCCACUCCCCCAAAAGUCACUUCCCUGAAAGGACCCAUAGAUCCACUGGAAGAGCGGGCGAGACAGCUCCUGGGGCUUCAGGAACAGCUUUUUGCCGCACGGUACGAGAAUUCAUCGAGACUGGUGGACAUCACAAUCAAGCUCCUAACCUUGUCCUUUCGUUUCCCGCCUAUUCUUCAAUUGGUGACACUGUACCUGAAAUACUCGUCGAUUGGCCGCUGGGAAGUGAUGCACGUGCUGCAGGACCUUGUCAGGAAUAACAAGAAGGCCGGACUGCGAAAAUGGGCGCAGGCAUAUAUUGAGUUUGGCACUCGGCUGAUCGAAGCUAGAAAUGCAAAGAACCUGGCGGUCAUGACAGGGCUCUCGGUCCUAAUAUUUCAAGUGGUUUCUACUGCAGAUCUGGAAGCCCUUCUGGUAAUUGGAGUCCUGGUAGGCUCUAGCGUCAUUCUCGCAGCUGCUCAACACGAAUGGACCGAAGGGGUCGACAUCUCAGCCAGGACGUUCGCACAGUUUGCCUCCCUCGCCUACCACAGAGACGCGGGGGAGUCAUUGCACUACGGAGUUCGCGAGUUUCUGAUCGAUUUCGAUGGUUGCAUUCGAAGUGGCAGAAGGGCAGAGAGCGCGGCCCGGACGGUAGUCCUCUUCAGUACGCAUUUCGCCAUCCUUGAUACCAAUGAUCCGCGCCCGAUUGAAUAUUUCUCGACGGUAAUCGUGGAGUAUUUCGAAGGAUUUAUCGGCGGCAGCUAUGAGGAACAACUGUUCAGUGAUGCGAACCAAGCAUGUGCUAGUGAACUUGGUAUUAUUAGCCAAGACCACGAUUCCCCGAAGCUGCUUCUCUUUCUCACCGCUAUCCUCCAAUUUGCUCAGCGCUCGAGAGAGAAAGGACAAGGCCGGUUCCUCAAUAUGGUACCAGCGUCAUGCCUAAUUCUUUGCCAGAACAAUGCCAGCGCCCACCGAUGGUUGCUUUCCGAGGCAAUCCCAAAAACAAUGAGUGCCUUGAUAUCACAGCAACAACAAGGAGCGCCUCAAAAGCGGGCUUAUAGAGCUCUUGUUGAAUGCCUGAUCAUUGGAAAGCAAUAUGAUUUAUCACUGCCUGUGGCGCUGCGGCAAAUAUUGAGACGAUAUCUUUACCCUAUUGACGGGGUCGAUGAAAUGCUGGAUCAAAUUCUUAGUACAUAG
Messenger RNA from Talaromyces atroroseus, 3594 nucleotides. RefSeq lists its product as hypothetical. The record is from RefSeq and is a predicted model, not a curated record. The transcript has 2 exons. NCBI's taxonomy places the organism in Eukaryota, Fungi, Ascomycota, Eurotiomycetes, Eurotiales, Trichocomaceae. Gene Ontology annotation, molecular function: protein binding; catalytic activity. The coding region runs from base 1 to 3594 and encodes 1197 amino acids. Gene Ontology annotation, biological process: nucleoside metabolic process.